AACAAACAUGUCAAAUUACAACAUCCGGCUCUAUAAAGACUCAGAUUACGAUAUAGUGAGAGACAUCUUUGUUUGUGGGAUUACAGAACCUUACACCUUGUCCAUCCGUCAUACACUCAGCCUUCCCCGGGUCUGGAUCCUCAUUCUUGCCAUGUUCCUCCUUGCCCUGAUGACCACAGGUUGUUCUAAAGCCUCGUUUACAGUGGUGAUCGCCUUCCUACUUUUCUUGUUGCUCAAGAACCGAGAUGUAUUCUUUUCCUAUGCUAGGGGAUCCCUGGCUGGUGACCUGUUGGAUAUCAAGAAAAAUUACCUUCAGCGGGACGGUUGCUGCUUUUGGGUGGCAGAAUCAGAAGGAGAAAUUGUUGGCAUGGUGGCAGCUUCCCCAUUCCCCCAUCCUGGCGGACAGAAGCAAGUGGCGCUCAGAAGGCUGUCGGUUCCCAUGAAACAUCGGGGCAGAGGCAUCGGUAAGGCUUUGUGUAAGACCGUCAUUGACUUUGCCCAGAAGUCUGGAUAUCAGGCCGUCGUCUUGGAGACGGCAGCAUUUCGGGUGGACUCUUUAUACCUGUACAAGAGCCUGGGCUUCAAGAUAACGAACAUCUUCACUGAAAAUUUCUAUUUCAGAAGAUUUAUAGACUAUAUUGAUAUUUCACUCCAGUAUGAUCUUCCAUAAAAUACUAUCCUUUGCCAUUGUCCUGUUUCCUAGGGUUUUAUCCCCUCUAUUCCUUUAAUUUACCACUUCCGCCGAUGUCACAGCAGUGGGCUUUUUUUUCGUGGGGCCUAGGGAUGUGAAGGCCCGGAAAAAA
Molecule: messenger RNA, 803 nt
Organism: Rana temporaria (common frog)
Lineage: Eukaryota; Metazoa; Chordata; Amphibia; Anura; Ranidae
Product: putative N-acetyltransferase 8B
Exons: 1
Coding region: 8-670 (220 amino acids)
Molecular function (GO): N-acetyltransferase activity
Source: RefSeq, a predicted model, not a curated record